Messenger RNA from Colletotrichum acutatum, 1926 nucleotides. Its product is annotated as AT hook domain-containing protein. NCBI's taxonomy places the organism in Eukaryota, Fungi, Ascomycota, Sordariomycetes, Glomerellales, Glomerellaceae. The record is from RefSeq and is a predicted model, not a curated record. The coding region runs from base 1 to 1926 and encodes 641 amino acids. The transcript has 5 exons.
AUGACCACACGAGGGGAGCGCAUGCAACAGCGCAUGCGAGGAGCUGGACAUGGCCAGAUUGAGGACGUUUCAUUCCAAUUGGACUUUGGCGAUGACCUCACAACCGACAUCGAAGCACAAACUAGCCCCGAGAGGCCGCCGCCUCGACCGACACCGACCCCGAAUACAUCUGCCAAGCGGCGCAGAUUAGACAGCGAAACAGCGCGGCCUGGCAUCACCGAGGCGAACAAUGUGAGCCAGAUGCAGAAAUCGCCGGGAAAACCCGAUGUCUACGAACUCCAAGAAGAAACCUCUACCGAAUCCGCCCAAGCCGCGGUUCCGCAACCCGCAGCGAGUCCCGAUGCCGUUGUCGAAGCUGGCGACCCGGACUCGGUCAAGUCUCUACCACCACCACGACGCGCUCCAUCAGCGUCGUUUGUUUCACCAGUAUCGAGGAGGAUGACAGCAGAUAACACCGAGGUGGAGGAGAGUCCUGCGGAUGCGCCGGGCAGUGGGAGACGACGGAGGAUCACAACAAGCAGUGCCGUCGCGUCGAGCGCAAGACUACAAGAAGCUCUAUCCCCGGGAGAAAACGCGACAGAGACGGUUCCAAUAUCGUCUCCUUUGGAGCGCAAAGUGCGGCGGAACACGACCAGCACUCGGAGGUCCACACUCAGCUCUCGUGGGAGUCGUAAUUCGGCCGCAUCUGCCAACGAGGACCUGGACGAGCUCUCCCCGGACCGGACAGCAAACUCUGUCGAUCGGACGAGGUCUCCUGAGCUUUCUUAUCAUGCGGAAGCAGAGCCAGAGGAAGUGGUAGAUGAAGCAUCAGAAGUACCUGCCGACGUAUCAGAACGAGCAACAGCGAACAACUCUCAAACCGAGUCGAUACUAGGACCGGAGCUGGACGCGAUCGUUGACGAAGUGCUACAGCAGGAACAGGAUCAUGAUGAAAGCUUGGCAGAGGAAGUGGGCGCGAAAGAAGCAGCUCAACAACUGGGUCGAAAACGACCACGCACGAGUCCACGAAGAUCAUCCCCGGAACCAGAUUCUACGAUAGCUGAAGAGGAGCAAGAACAACCCAUACCGAAGAGGCGAAGGAAACAAGCUCAAAAGAGCCCAGCGAAGCAGAAGCAAGGCAGACCGAAGGCGGCCUCCAAAGGCAAGGCGGCUUCUACAGCGAACGACGCCUCACCCAAAACUGCACAGAAGCGCAGGAAGAAGUCUGGAUCAGAUGGGGUCGAUGAGGCUGUAUCCAUCCCCGUGCAGCGCUUCACAAAACGUGUGCAAGUGGCUGAAGGCGGCGACGACGAAGCAGAUGUGCUCGCUAUGGAUAUCCCUUUCGCCGGGCGCGGCGGUGUGAACACGGUCGACGUGUUGACCCAUAUGUGCGACGAGAUUAUCGACACUAGCAUAGAAACUCUGAAGGAGGGAGUACGUAAUGCCCAAGAUGCAUCCACCAAGAGGGAGCAUCGCGUGCAGCAACGGGCCCUGGAGGCGUAUCAGGACGAGUUGAGGACGCGGCUCCUCCAACAUACCAUUCUCCUCGACACGCUCCACAGCUUGCGCAAGCGAGUACGCAGUGUCCAGAAAGAGAGGAUCACUCUUCGGGACGAAAUUAUGCGCAUCCGAGCCGAGCGAGACCAGGUGGCGCUCCGGAAAGAUGCCGUCAGGAUUAAGCACGAGAGGGUGACGGAAGAAGCACUGAACCAAUUGAGCUUAUCUUCGCAGAUGCAUGACAUUGACAUGGCCGUGGAGCGCGGUCGCGCGGCCCCCGAGUUGAGCCCGGCUGAGAAGAAGACGGCAGAGUUGGCGAACCUCGAGAUUUUGAUAUCUAGAAUUACGGAUCAGGCCUGUACGCGCAGCGACACGGGGGGCACGCUGAAGCAGGUGAAGGAUUUCAACGCGUUUCUCGAACGAGCUGCCGUAGCCCUAGAGGGUCGAUAG